AUGGUCGAGGCAACGACGUCGACCGGGCGCCAGGCGUUCAGCAUCGAGCACCAGCAGAAUGGUGGCGGUGUGCCCAGUCCUCGGACGGCACUACAGGCGAACUCAAUACGAGGCGGAGUUGCAGCAGCAGCAGCUACUACUACAUCAGCAUCCAGCUCGUCAGUGAAAGGGAACCCCAAAGCUGGAAGAAACGACAAGAACAGCAGAAUCGUGAUGUGCGUGCUGAUUUUUUGUGUCUGCCUCGUUUUGUUCCUGUUUAUCAUGCAGAUGAGCUUGAUGGGGGCGACCUUCCAGCAAAGGCACGCACCACAAACGCAGGAGGAGCGCGAAGCGGAGCAGAUGCGGGCGUUAGAGGAGCUAUUCGACUCCGGCGAGGGCCCCACCAUGAACGGCAGGAAAGUGAAAGUCGUGAUCCGCUUCAACGGCGGCGGUGGCGCCAAGCUUCGGGGCGCCGGCCACGCGCUCGACGGCCUGGACGACGGCCUGCGGCAGUUGCUAGAGGGCAGUGCGAACCGCAUCAGCGGUUCCUUGCUCCCCCAUGUCCACGAGGUACACGGAAAAGAAGAUCACAAAGAAAUCAAGCACAACGAAGGAGGCGGCCAGAUAAUACGUAUUUUACGUUUCAUUUUUUGUACAUAGCUCUUGGUGUUGUUGAUGUUUUGAAAAAUCCAUUGUCUUGUAAAUAUGCAUAUGGUCAGCUGUGUAGUUCGAGCUCCAUUCAUUCUAUUGAUUGUUUCAAAAACUUGGUUCCGACUCCGAGCCACGAAGAGUUUUGAACUCUUUCUUCGCAGCUGCAAGAAAACACGACGUAUUUAUUCCACUUGUCCAAUUUUUAUCUUUACAGGCGUUACCCGGCGCAUGAGCAACCCCUUCGUUUCCGCUGGAAAUCCUUUUGACAUGUUUGGCGGGGGCGAAGACCCGUUUGGCGACCCGUUUGCCGCCACCGAGGACCCGAUUGAGGCCAUGAUGCAGGCCGCGCUCGGGGAAGCCAUCGGUAUGGGCGGUGGGGGCCCACCGGGGCAUCAAAUGGUAAUGCACUCGGGGAACCACGACAACCAUGCCGUUCGUGUGGUGCGGCUCGGGAACCCGCAGGAGGCGAUGGACUCGCUGUUUCCGAUGAUGAUGCUCUCUACCCUCAUGGAAAGCGGGAUUUUGUCGCACAUCAUGAAGGACCUGUCCAGCAAGUACGGCAACGCGCCCAAGGAGUUCAAGGAUCCGGUCACCGACGCCCUGCUGGACGAACCCGGGUACAUCUACUGGCCCAAGAAGGACACGCUCUGGAAAGAGCGGGCGUUCGAAAUCCACCAGAUCAAACACUGGUAUAAGGAAAUAAAUCGAAAUUAUGUCUAAUGCUGAAUAUUGACCAAGGUAUGCCCAUGCGUUGUAUUUUUCAAUUUCAUCGCGCGAACAAGUAGAUGAAGCGGCCCUCGCCCACCUGCAGUGCGGUCAUACAAUUGUCUUCGUGGUGGGCUUUGUCUUCGUGGUGGUCUUCGUGUUGAACUUGAAGUGCACGUUGUGCAUGAACAAGACCAUGACGUCAAAAUGUCGAGAACUACAUCAUUUUCAUUGAAUAAAUGGAAUUAAAGACGACACUACUAUAACUUCGUUCCUACUUUGUGAUAGGUUCAAGAUCGGCAAGACCACGAACCCGGCGAACGACGCGGAGAUGCCGGGUCGUUUCGACGUGGAGCCCGCGCCCGAGCUGAAGAAGCGCAUCCAGGAGUGGAAGGCGGAGCAGGACGCCGAGGAAGCGAAGAAGCGGCAGGAUCCGCACGCGGCAAAGAACGUCGACGAGGGACUGGCCUACGACGACAAGGGCAACCUGGUGCCGGAAGUGAAGAACGCGCGCGGGCAGGCGGAAGCGAUGACGGCGGAGGCGGUGCACAGCGAGGAGAUCCACCUGUGGCAAGAAUCCAAGUGCGCGCUCACGCAAAAGCGGCUUCUGGAACUCGCGUCGCCCGUCACGCGCGACGGCGUCAACUUCUACGAAGCAACGGCAUUGGAUGAGUUUUUGCGACAUAACCCAAAGGACCCGGCCACCCAGGUCGUCGCCGUGCGCUCAGAGUACAUCGGGGCAAAAGGUAUAGUUUUGACGAGUUGCCGUACCUACAACUCAUUUGGCCGCGUCUCGAGAUCCUGAUAAGAUAGCCAUAGCAUACAACUUAGUACUACUUGUAGGUAGUGUUAUUUGGCAAGAACGUGGUGCCGAGAUCAAAUACAAAGAAUUGAGGCUGAGCUUCUUGCACAACAACUGAGUGUCAUGUCCUUAUUUGAUGAUGAUCUCCAUCUUUCCGUGAAAUUAUGAAUUGAAAAAUCAGAUCUGAUCGCGGAGUUUGGCAAGAGCGCGCCUCACGGCAAGGCCACGCCGAUGGACGCGGCGCGGGCACUGCACCUGGCUGGGCAGCGGUUUAACGAGAAGACGCUGACCUACAAUGCCUUCAAGGCGCGAGCGGUGCGGAUUUUCACCAACGGCCACGCGUCCUGGGAGCCCGCGAAGGGGAAGAAAAAACGGGUCUUGGUGCUCUCGGCGGAGGAAGACGACGGCGCGCAGCACAUGCUCAAGGAACAGUUUCUGCGAAAGGGGUUCGAGGAGGUGGACGUAAAAAACUUCAAGACGCCGGAAGAAUUUCAGGCGCACCAGAACUUCGCCGCGGAGGGCUACGUACUUUUUUUUGUUUUUACAGAAAAUGAAGUUAGCGCUAAGAUGCUUUUGCAUUUUUCAGUGCGUGUUGUGGCAUCUUGUUCGAUCGCUUCGAGCAAAUGGAUGAUGUAUGAUAUUUUUAGCAAAACAAAAACUCGACCAACAGGACGAGAUGUACGACCUCGGAGUCCUUCCCAAGGCGCACCGCAAAAGCACGGAGAGCAUCGCGGGCUUCUGGAGCAAGAUCAAGUCCUUGUUCUCCAACGAUUCCGCGCAAUUCACGACGAUGAGCGCGAUGGAUGCAGAGGUAAAAAUAACGCGACUACUUACUAGGUAGUAUGAUACGGAUUGAUUAUUUGCAUGCGACUAGGUAGCUGUGUGAUGAUGGUCGUCAACAUACACUUUAGGGUUACAUUCAAUUAGACUUGACGCAGGGGCGUAAUAUUGAACACUGAAACAAACCGAAAAUAGUUCGGUGGUGCCAGUAGUGUUGGAGCUUAGCUAUUGUAAAAACUCAUCAACUACAGGACCUCGAGGCCGCUCAUAAGCUCGCGUGCAAAGAGGGCAAGGAGAAAGACUGCCGCGCGCUGCAAAUUCUUUCCGUCCAGAACGUCAACGGCGUGACGCAAACCAGAUGGGUGCCCAAGCCAAAACAUACCGAGUUCUAGUAACAGGGCCGAUCUGAUGAAAGAACCGACACACGCACGACACACACAUGACGCGACAAAAGAAAAAGGAGAAGCGACUACGACAAGAGCACGAUAGUAUUUUUACAUGACGAAAAGGAAAAAGACGCCGUCCCGCUUCCCGUUAGUCGCUCGUCUACUACGACCUUAUAAUAUAUCAACACCUCAUCUGCUUUCGCUUGUCGCCAACUAAGCGGAAAGAAGAGGCACUGAAGACGAAGGAGCAAGCGGCCCUCAUGUCAUGGAGACAUAUGAAUCCGUCAUGAUCAUGAAGUAGUGAACGAUGAACAUUUUUUUUUAACAGGUGGAUCCUGCUGUACUUUAAGUUUUUUCUAGUGGUUGUGCUCCCCAUGACUGCUAACGAAGUUCUAUAAAUUAUGUGAGAAGAUCGCGAUCGCCCUAAAAUCUAGAAACGCGGCAUGAGUCAAAGUAGACACGACAAGUACGAGCCGCGCGGCGCGGGUCGUGCUCGUCCUCGUGUCUACUUCGUCUCACGAAUAAAGGGUGGAAGCGUAGAGAUUAUGACGUAGACGUGCUGAUUUUUGGCUAUCGUGGUGAUUAUGACGUGACUUUUUUGUCUAUCAACUCAAAGAUCCGACUUGCCUCAGGGACUCCGUCCGACGAGAUCUAAAUCGAGUAUGGGUAGGUACUCUAGCUAUGUAGGAGAAAAAUACUAAACGCGGCACUCUCCUCCUCUGUUUUUGAGCCUUUUGGCAUGAAGAUGCGCAUGAUAAAUAACAUGAUAACAACCCCCGAACCUGAGGAGCGCAUAGGCAUAGCCAUAGUACAACACGUUGUAUGUAGCUGAUCUUUCUUUUGUGUGGCAUGGUUGAUCGAUUUCUUCUUUUGACAUGAUACAGUGGAAAUGAAAUGGAAAAUAUGCGGGAGAAUAUGAGUUCCCCUUCCAGUAGAGGCGACAGCUGAAAAGUGAAGAACAAGAAGUCAGUGAACCACGAAGAAAUUUGGUGGCAACUACAAACGACGAGUAAAAGCGAACGUAGAAUAAAGAAAUCGAAAUCUCAGACACGACGAACUGAACGGUUGUAGGAAGCCGUGCGACUUCCGAUGUGGCAGCCCUUGUUUCUCGCCCAU
Amoebophrya sp. A120 is the source of this 4419-nucleotide messenger RNA. Lineage: Eukaryota; Dinophyceae; Syndiniales; Amoebophryaceae. The record is from the annotation of a GenBank genome assembly.